CAUCACUUCACUCCCUAUCACCCCCUAUCACCCUCUCAAACUCAAGAAGUAUCUAUCUCAGAGAUGAAUUUGAUUUCUCCGAAUUAAUCGGCUGCUAUGGGCGGACAAUUUACCAUUCUACCGCUCUACCCCGUUUCCUUCCCCCCCACACCUCAUGCAAUGCGGCCGCCGCAAUCCCUCCGCCGGCGGGGCAACUAAUGAUGAUGAUGAUGAUGAUGAUAAUAAUGAUAAUGAUGCCCAAAACCGGCCUAGCUGGCUGCCACACACAUUGCGCAGGCCAUACCUACUUACUCUCUCGACUGUCCUGCUGUUGAUUGCCAUCGCUGUUGAGGUCCUCCGUCAAUAUUCCACUCGCCACAAUGGCAUCGCUCAAUACAAACAGAGGGAAGACCUUUCUACCUCCAUGUGGCGGGCGUGGGCGGAUACUCCCACCAUUGUCGGCCUGGUUGCCGUAGUCCUUUGGGAAGUCUUUGCCCACGACCUGCUGCGCUUGGAGCCGUAUUUCCAGCUGGCUAAUCCUAGCGGUGCCUCCGCCAGUGUUCUCUUUACCAAUUACAGCUUCGAUCCUGGAAUCCUCGCUCCUAUUCGUGCCCUUCGAAACCGACAUUGGAUCGUGCUAUGCGUUUCCCUGAUGUCUUUGGCAAUACACCUCCUCGUGGCCUCGUUGCUCUCGGGUCUUGUUGUCCUAUCAUCCUUUGAUGUGGUGGAGACCAAGACCCUCGAUAGCUGGCCACACCUGGUUGAUCUGGAAGCUCAGGACAAUUGGUUCGCACUCGAAGCUGCUCACAAGCCAUCGUCGCAGAGCUCUCAUUGCAAUGACCCCGGACCAAACAAAACCAUGGCCUAUGCCGUGGCUCCCGUAACUUUCCCAUCGGACUACAGCAUGGAAUUUUCCACCCUGAGCAUAAGUCAGUCCGUGUACUGGUCCGACCUGACGUGCGUCAAUGCGACUGUGACUGGGGCAGUACCGAGCACAAUGAAUGUUUCUUCAGCCGAGGAUUCGUUGAGCGACCACGGUCUGGUGUGGAAUCUUUCGAAUGUCACGCUGCUAGGCAUGUCGACAGCCGCCGCCUGUGAGAUCGGUAUUGCGCUCAACACCUCUGCUCCGCUCGGGGACGGGGGCUUUCAAGCACGCUAUUGGGAACCCGUACAGUCCCAACCCGCGCCUGUGUCUCGACCUGCCUUCAACGCGACCGGCUGUCCCUCCACCGGUCUGCUCGGUAUAAUAAUUGACAUGGAGAGUAUGGCCGGGACACCGUUGGGCUCGAAUCUCACAUUCUUUGCGUGCCAGCCACUUUACAGGCAGGCGACCGCUAAUGUGUCUUUCACGGACAGGUCGUAUCCCACCAGUAUCCAACCAAUACAUUCUAGCAUCGGGGAUUUGGGUGAAAAGGAUUUCAGCGGGCACGGGUUCCAGAGCUUGAUGUCCGCGGAGCAUACUCGCACAGGUGAAUCAUGGAACGAAAGAAUCAGCAUCGUUGGAAAUACGGAGGCCUUGAAUUUGACUCAAUAUCAGGAAGCUGUCGGCCGUACAUGGAACCACAGAUUUACAAACGCGAUCGAUAGACUCUUCGACCAACAGGCGGAGGCUGUGCGAAUCGAUGCCAUCCUGAUGACGUACUCAGUGGCCGUGGCGGUGGUCCCUCGCGCGGCUGUCCUUAUCGAAACCAUUAUGUUUUCAAGCUUUGCCCUAGUCCUUGCUCUGAGUUUCAUAUACCCACGUCGGCUUAGCCUCCUUGAUCGCGAUCCCAGCUCUAUUGCUGCGCAGUGCGAUUUGAUUGCCCGCCUGAUCGAUUCCGACACACUCGGUACUCUGUCCCAACCGAUCUACCAUGUCGCACGGACCCGACGACUUCGCAAAUGGGCCAAGGGGCUCUGGUGUAGGUGGAUUCCAGGGUCCAAUGGUCGCCGCCUUGAACUGUCUCUGAUAGAUGGGUCUCCUGCGAAGAUGGGACCGCCACCUGCUGCCUCCAAACGCGGAGAUCCAAUGCCGCACUUCUUAACUCUUCCAUGGUUUGUGACGGAAUGCGUUCUUCUCAUGGGCGCUAUCACCGCAACCGGCCUGACGUUUUCAUGGAUCCGAGUCCGCGUGUUAAACACAAUGAACACCACUGAAUAUCUGUUCGCAGCGGCUUUCUUAGUCUAUGGCCCCACCAUGAUUGCUUCAGUGGUACGCUCGCUCAUCAACUCCCUGCACCGCCACCUGAGCGUCGCAGAACCAUGGAUCCGAUUACGACAAGGGAUGAGGCCUUCAAUGCCGCUAUCCGCGCCAGCGUACGGUCCUCUCAAGACCCUCUUUGUGUUGAGGCGAUCAGGGCCACGGCCUUCCCUCUCUACGUUCGGUCUGUCGUUGGUCUGCGUGCUCAAUCUGAUUCUUGUCGUUGUUACUGGCGGUCUAUUUGAGCCGCAAAUCAACACUUACUUCGCAUCCUCCAACGUUACCACCUCAUACACCGAUUCAACCUUUGAUGGGCCGACUCUUACCCCGGACUUUCCCAGUUUCGACCGCAGUAUAUACCUUCUGACAAUGAAUCACUCGCGCCUGUCGUGGACUACAAGGGAUCUCUCAUUCCAGCCGUUUGAAAUGGAUAUAGACGAGGGUGCCGUCGGUGUGGUAUUCAAUGCCAUGAUUCGUGGAAUCGGCACCACUCUGUCGUGCGACGAAUUGCCGUUCAACUAUGCAACUAUCGACAACUACACUACGACGGUGAAUUGGGCUUACCCUCUUUCACCAGAUACUCAGACCACUCAAUGCAAUGUCCAUCUUCCUCUCGUUUCUCCCGACCCCACGCGACCAAAAAUCCAGUAUGCGUGGCCCAACAACUCCGACUGCCAGAGAAGCGGGUUCUUCGUCUCCGCCACCAGCCUACCCACCGACAACCAUACAUCGACAGCGCUGCACUGCACCCCUCAGCUUCACACCCAAUUCUUCGAGGUCCAAGUCGAUCCCAGUGGCCAUAUUCUGGAACACGCCGCUGUCCAUCAUACAGCUCCGCUGACCACCGGGCCCUUCUACGCCAACCUCACCACCGCUCUGGGCCUCUUCAACCGGAAUCUCGGCUUCUUUGUCCACAAUAUCUCAGCGCAGCCGCUCCCGUACUACCUCUCCUCCUUCCCCAACCACCAGACCACCCAACUAUCCCAGACCAUCCAGCAGACAGACCCCACCAACACCACCAAAGCCCUCACCACCGCGAUUCAAACCCUCUACCAAUCCACCUUCGCAACCUACCUCACCCUGAACCGCGACCUUCUCUUCCCCCGCGGCCCGAUGGUGCAGAUCCCGGGCGUGAUCAAAUACACCUUCUGGGGCUUCAUGCCCUCGAGCACCACCAUCGUCAUCAUCAUCGUGAUCUUAUCGAUCGACGUCCUCGCGCUGGUGACCGUGUUCGCGUGCUACUUCGGGCGGUACGAUGCGCCUCGGAUCCCGAAGGCGAUUGGCUCGUUGAUUCCCUGGGUAGGCGGGCCGGAGGGGGCGAAGCGGUUGGCAAAUAUGGGGGGAAACGGCGAUGAUGAGGAGGACCGGCGGUACCGUUUCUGGUCUCAAACGGAUGCGGAUGGGCAGGUGAGGUGGAUUCUGGGGGAAGUGGAUCGCGAGGCAGAGGGGGAGGAGGAUGGGGUGGAGUUGGGGAGUGUUGGGAGGAGGGAUUCCGGGGGUUCGGGGAUGCGUACUGACCCUUCUGGCGUCGAAGCAUGA
Molecule: messenger RNA, 3697 nt
Organism: Aspergillus brunneoviolaceus CBS 621.78
Lineage: Eukaryota; Fungi; Ascomycota; Eurotiomycetes; Eurotiales; Aspergillaceae
Exons: 1
Coding region: 155-3697 (1180 amino acids)
Source: RefSeq, a predicted model, not a curated record